Molecule: messenger RNA, 1675 nt
Organism: Metopolophium dirhodum (rose-grain aphid)
Lineage: Eukaryota; Metazoa; Arthropoda; Insecta; Hemiptera; Aphididae
Product: venom protease-like
Exons: 8
Coding region: 351-1436 (361 amino acids)
Biological process (GO): proteolysis
Molecular function (GO): serine-type endopeptidase activity
Source: RefSeq, a predicted model, not a curated record
UGCUGAGAAGAAUCGAUGUGCGAUCAGUACUUACGUUACUACGUUAGUGUCCGUUUACAACGCAACAAAUAAUUCGCAUAAUACUAAUUAUUAUUAUUUAAAUACUAAUUAUCACCAGCUAAUGCGGUUAACCUAUAACCUAUAUACGUCACUUAAUAAUAGUUUUUUUUAUUGUAAUCGUACAAAAAUUAAUUCUUUAAAUAGUAGUUAGUUUUAAAAUUGUAUUAUAUCUACUCGCAAUACGGUAUUUCUGUGUGAAUCGCGUGUGACUAUUCCGUCUUUUCGUCUCCUUGUCAAGAAACAAAAAGUUACUCUAAAUAAUAUUCAUCAAUAUCAUAAACCAUUGUACCAUGAUAUUACUACAAAAUUUUAUCUGUAUGGCAUUCGUGAUUGGUGUGGCAAUUGCUCAAUCUGAAAAUGAAUGCCGUACACCAAAUCAUGAGAAUGGUGUUUGUAUUGAUAUUAGAAAUUGCACAAAGUUAAUAUUGCUACUACAUGACCCAAAUACCACUGAAUCUGAUUUGAUACUUGUUCGCAAUUCAAUUUGUGGAUUUGAAGGUAAAACUUCAAAAGUUUGCUGCCCUUUGGAAAAUACAAUUCCAAAGGAUACAUUAUCAUCACAAAUGACGUGUGGACAAAGGCAGCUUUCUACUGAUCGAAUAAUUGGAGGGAGUCAAUCUCAAUUAGGUGCUUGGCCUUGGAUGGUAGCUCUUGGUUAUCGAAAUUUAAAUAUAAAUAAUAAUUUUCUACAGUGGCUGUGCAGUGGAACGCUAAUCACGAAUACAUAUGUAUUAACAUCUGCCGAAUGCGUAAGAGAUCGCGUUAAUAUAAGACUGACCACGGCGCGAUUAGGUGAAUUAAAUUUGGAUCCUAGCGUCAAUGACGGCGCCACUCCGUUAGAUAUUCCGAUUAAACAUAUUAUAAUACACGAAGGGUACAACCCUGAAGGGGUUUCUAAUGAUAUAGCAUUACUAAAAUUAAGCCAUAGUGUUGCUUACACUGAAUUGAUCCAACCAAUCUGUUUGCCGCUGUCAUCGGAUGUGAGAAACAUUAAUUUGAGAGCAAUUGAUAUGCCGUUUGUUGCUGGUUGGGGUUCCAUCAAGCCUUCAUCAGUUUCAAGCGAACAACGCAAUACAUAUUUGAUGGAAGCUCAAAUUUCAAUAACGAAUACCACUUACUGUAAAUAUUUAUAUGAGAAAAACAAUAUUGUAAUCGAUGACAAAAUUAUAAUAUGCGCUGGACAUUCGAAGGGAGGAAAAGAUGCUUGUCGAGGUGACUCUGGCGGACCUAUGAUGUUUUUCAUCCAAGAUCAAUACUAUUUGAUGGGCGUAGUAUCUCGUGGACCUAAAUUAUGUGGCGAACCAGGUUACCCAGGACUUUACACAAGAGUGUCUAGUUUUAUCGACUGGAUCGUUAGAAGACUGGACAGCAGCUAAAUAUAAGAAAUUGGAACUCUUUAAAUGUUAAUAGGCUAUAUCGUAGAUAAAUAAAACAUGUACCUAGGUCACGAUGAUCCAGACCCAAACUUAAUGAUUAAACGGUGCCUCAAAUCACAAAUAUUUUUUAAAAUGAAAUGGUUAUAAUAUAAUAUUACAAUAUUUAAGCAUAAGGCCUAUGGUCCAGUAUACCUAUUUAGUUAUUUUUCAUUUAAUAAUAAACGUAUAAUUCAGUUGAA